CGGAGUUAAAGGUCGGAAAGAACUUGCUGGGCCUGGCGGUGCAAGCGCAGCAGCGUUAACCCUGAAAGCUUCAGCAUGCGGGCACGAAAGGGUGUAGAGCGGUAUACAUAGCUCUCCAUACACAUCGAGAGCUCAGCGAGAAAAGGAGGGGGCGAGGAAAGGCAAGUUCCGCCUCCCCCUGGCCCGCGUGCACACACGCGCCCACCGCGGCUCGGGCUGGCUGAGCGCGGGCGAGAGUGAGCGCGGGCGAGUGUGAGCGCGAGUGUGCGCACGCCGCGGAGAGCCUCUGCCCUCGCCUCGCACCCUGCUCAGGGCAUUUUGAGAGCCUGGAAACGUGAACAGGCUUAAAGUAUGGCAUGUUGCAAAAAUGGUUUCUGCCAAGAAGGUACCUGCGAUCGCGACAACCUCCGGGGUCAGUUUCGCCCUCCUACACUUCCUGUGCCUGGCGGCUUGUUUAAACGAAACCCCAGGACAGAACCAAAAGGAGGAGAAAUUAUGCCAGGAAAAUUUUACCCGCAUCCUGGACGGUUUGCUCGAUGGUUAUGACAACAGGCUGCGUCCUGGAUUUGGGGGUCCUGUUACAGAAGUAAAAACUGACAUAUAUGUCACAAGCUUUGGACCUGUUUCUGAUGUUGAAAUGGAAUACACAAUGGAUGUGUUCUUCAGACAGACAUGGAUUGACAAAAGACUAAAAUAUGAUGGCCCCAUUGAAAUUUUGAGAUUGAACAAUAUGAUGGUAACAAAAGUAUGGACCCCUGAUACGUUCUUCAGGAAUGGAAAGAAAUCUGUCUCCCAUAAUAUGACAGCUCCAAAUAAGCUUUUUAGAAUUAUGAGAAAUGGCACUAUCUUAUACACAAUGAGACUCACCAUAAGUGCGGAGUGUCCCAUGAGAUUGGUGGAUUUCCCCAUGGAUGGUCAUGCAUGCCCUUUGAAAUUUGGGAGUUAUGCAUACCCGAAGAGUGAGAUGAUUUAUACCUGGACGAAAGGUCCUGAGAAAUCAGUAGAAGUUCCAAAGGAGUCUUCCAGCUUAGUUCAAUAUGACUUGAUUGGGCAAACCGUAUCAAGUGAAACUAUCAAAUCCAUUACGGGUGAAUAUAUUGUUAUGACGGUUUACUUCCACCUCAGACGGAAGAUGGGUUAUUUUAUGAUUCAGACGUACAUUCCAUGCAUUAUGACAGUGAUUCUUUCUCAAGUUUCAUUCUGGAUAAAUAAGGAAUCAGUUCCAGCUAGGACUGUAUUUGGAAUAACCACAGUCCUCACCAUGACCACACUGAGCAUCAGUGCACGACAUUCUUUGCCCAAAGUGUCUUACGCUACUGCCAUGGACUGGUUCAUAGCUGUCUGCUUUGCUUUUGUAUUUUCGGCCCUUAUUGAGUUUGCUGCUGUCAACUAUUUUACCAAUAUUCAAAUGGAAAAAGCCAAAAAGAAGACGUCGAAAGCUCUCCAGGAAAUUCCAGCUGUUCCAGUGCUGAGAGAAAAGCAUCCUGAAGUACCUUUGCAGAACAUAAAUGCCAAUCUGAACAUGAGAAAAAGAACAAAUGCCCUGGUCCACUCUGCAUCUGAUGGUGGCAACAGAACUGAGGUGGGAAACCAUUCAAGCAAAUCUUCCACAGUUGUUCAAGGAUCCUCGGAAGCCACACCGCAGUCUCAGUUAGCUUCCAGUCCAAACCCGUUCAGCCAUGCAAGUGCAGCUGAAACGAUAUCUGCGGCAAGAGCACUUCCAUCUGCAACCUCUUCUGCGCCGAGUAGAACUGGGUAUGUGCCCCGACAAGCUUCAGUUGGAUCUGCUUCUACUCACCGCGUGUUUGGAUCAAGACUGGAGCGAAUUAAGACCACACUUAAUACUAGAGGGGCUUCUGGGAAGUUGUCAGCCACUACUGCUGCCUCUGCUCCACCACCUUCUGGAUCUGGCGCAAGUAAAAUAGAUAAAUAUGCCCGCAUUCUCUUUCCAGUAACAUUUGGGGCAUUUAACAUGGUCUAUUGGGUUGUUUAUUUAUCGAAGGACACUAUGGAAAAAUCAGAAAGUCUAAUGUGAUUUUGUUGUGAUAGUAGUUUCCUAAAAGAUGAUGAACUUAAUGCAGAAUGUCUUUUUAAAUGUUUUUAAAGAUAAACAAUUAUUCUUUACUAAAAUAAAAAUUCUACGUAAUUUUUCCAUUUAAAAAAUUCCAGCCAGUUGUUGGGAGAGUUAAUUAAUUCCUCAGUGAAGAGAAAGUGAGCCAUCUUUCAUUUCAGAAAGAAGAUUUAAAUAGAAUCAAUUCAGCACUCAAAUUAGACAGAAUACGGACCAUCCUGGAAAGUUGGGACGAGAGAAAUAGGGCUAUUAGAGUUACUCAGUGCAUAUUUAUGCACUGAAAUUUGAAAACAGACUUUUUUUUUAUAUACUCUAUGAAUAUCAACCAGCCACCAUAAAUUUCCCAGUGGCACUGCCCUUAAUCAGAAUUGUUUAUCGGAUAUUAUAUGCAGUGACCUUUGGAGAUUCUCUUAGUAUCUGCAAGAAAAGGACUUUCCCUGUUAAAUGAAACAUUUUCAGAAGGGAAAAUGGAACAAAACAAAUACUGACCAAUAGAGUGAAACCUCUGCUGCAUCAAAAACAAAGACAGAGACCAGGGGAAAUGUGUUCCCUGUCAUAUGUUGGCCAAACAGGACUUAACAGUUGACUUGAAAAUUUGUGCUUUGAGCCAAAGUUUAACUCAUUGUGUGACUUCUUUUUGACAGUAGUUCAUUCAGUUAUGUAUUCUUUCAACAUAUAGUUAUCCAGAGCCUACCAUGUUCCAGGCACUGUGCUAGAACUGUCUCUCUAGGAAAGCUCUUUCACCCGUACCUACAAUAUUACCUAAAUAGUAGAACAGCCAAUGCAUGCUAACAAACCAUAAACUAGCAGAGGACGUUGCAUUCUUUAAUGGAGGAAAUUUAUUUAGAGUCUGACAACAUAUUCAAAAUAUUUGUUUCUACUAUCCUGAUAGAGGAUAACAAGUAUAUUGUUCACAUAGCCACCUUUGAGAUAAGUAUACUUUAGCAUAACUUCAGGAAUUGACUUCAAAAUGUAAUGAAAAUGUGUUAUAGAUUGUCCUCUACAUGAAAAGUACUACGUACCUGAAAGUAGAAAUCUGGGCACAGUAAGACCUUAUAGAUUACCUGUCUCAAAUUUGAUCGCAUCAGAGAAUAGAAUUUGAACUGAAUCACAGAAUCAUUAGAGUUAGGAACUCAAUACAUGGCCUUUUUGAUGCUUUUCCAAACAUAGAUCUGUAUUAGCUGGUGAAAUGCUAACCUCAGGGGAGUUUUUGUGUCCAUAGUUCCAUAUUUCUGGGCAGUUCUGUGUUUAUUUUGGGGCAGUUUUCAUACAGUUUCAUAACUAAGAUGAGUUUUUUAAAAUUAAAAGAGCAGCAAAGAAAUGGAGUAAAGAAAAAAAUCAUAGCCAAGGGGUAGGAUACCACUGACGGUGUUAUGCAAUUUAUCAGAAUUUUCGUGUCCUGACUUUUCUUUUUCAUUAGGUAGGCUUAACAACUUAAUUGAAUUUCUUGCAGCUGUCUUAUGCUGCUGUAUCUAGGUCUGGUUUUUCUGUUGUGUUGCUUCCAGAUUUUUCUUCUGUACUUCUCUCUUCCUGAUCUGGGUGUGUCAAUUAAUGUGUUCUGGAUGUUUGGGGGAACAUUUGAUAGAAAUGGCCACCUUGCGAACAGGAUCUCUUAUUUUUUAAAGAAGAAAUGAUAUUAAUUAACUGGCAUUAAUAUUUCAGUUAUUGCAUUACCUUGAAAUGGUUGUUUAUGAGAAUUGUAAAAUGUGCAAAUACCAACUGUGAGUCAUAUCUGAGAAUUCCUUCUUGGCUAGCUCUCUAGGUAUUUCCUAGAAUGGAUAAUUUUAAGGCUGAAAGAGGCUUUAGAAAUCAUCCAAUCCAAACCCCUUACUUACAAAUUGAUGCCAGUAAUAUGAGGCCCAGUAGAAUUUGUACUAUGUAUAUAUUUAAUAAAAAGUACUUGUACAAAAAAGCUUAUCAUUAGUUAUUUCAUGAAUGUGAGUAGAUUUCUAGCCUUGAGGACAAUGCUUGAAACUGUGGUUGGAAACAGUAAUCACUCAUUAUUCCAAUGAAAUGACCUUAUUUAUUUGCUAAGGGACAUACUCCUUGCUUAUCUAUUGCCUAUUCUUAAGAAAUAUUUGAUUGGUUUCCUUUUUUAAAAGAAAUUCUUCUCCUAUAAAUUUUGCAGAUUUUAAAGUGAUAAAAAUAAGUGAUCUUAGAUUUGUAGACCAGACAUCCAGGUGAACUUCUAGUUUUUUUCUUACCUUUGUAUAUGAAGAAGAUUUUAAAAUAAGUCAGGUAGCCAAAAAAAGAGAAAGGAUAAAAUUAAUCAGGAUUCUUAAGUGUUAACUUGAAGGAUAAAUUGACAGGAAAGUCUAAUCAUUUGUACUUAAAGGAAUUAUUUCAUUUGUACACAAUGUUAAUAAUAAUAAUAAUGCAUAGUUUGUUUGCUCUGACUGAAUUCCAUUAAAUUAAUUCAAGGCUAAA
This is a messenger RNA of Equus caballus (horse), 4498 nucleotides long. RefSeq names its product gamma-aminobutyric acid type A receptor subunit alpha4 (gene GABRA4). Gene Ontology annotation, biological process: signal transduction; synaptic transmission, GABAergic; regulation of postsynaptic membrane potential. Gene Ontology annotation, molecular function: GABA-gated chloride ion channel activity; inhibitory extracellular ligand-gated monoatomic ion channel activity; benzodiazepine receptor activity. NCBI's taxonomy places the organism in Eukaryota, Metazoa, Chordata, Mammalia, Perissodactyla, Equidae. Gene Ontology annotation, cellular component: postsynapse; neuron projection; synapse. The record is from RefSeq and is a predicted model, not a curated record.